AUGACGGAGCAUGAAGAUAUCAAAGAAACACCUCAUUUAUCGAUAUUAGUUUCGGAUCCACAGAAGCAAAGAGGAGACCAGGGAAAAACAUCAUUUUAUGUGACGUAUCAAAUUUCCACCAAGACUAAUGACAAAUCCUACUACGAAGCAUUCCACAAGCAAGAAAGCCGUAGUGAGGAAAGUUCGGAUGGAGCUGGACUUGAGAUAAUAGUUGUCCACAGGAGGUACAGCGAUUUUCUUCUACUACAAAGUAUUUUAAGCCAAGAUCAUCCAACGUGUGUGAUCCCACCGCUACCAGAUAAAAAAGUGUUCCAGUACAUUGCCGGCGACAGAUUCAGUCAAUCCUUCACUCAAAAAAGAUGUCAUAGCCUGCAAAACUUUUUGAGACGAAUCUCGGAACACCCUGUUUUGUCAAAAUCACACAUUUUAAUGACCUUUCUGACAAGCGGCGACUGGGAUGCUUACCGCAGAAGUCUCUCAGGUACCUUAAAUGGUAGCAAAGAAGAAGUGAGCGACACGUUCAUGAAUGCAUUUAAGUCUGUGCACAACCAAACAGAAGAAUUUGUGGAGAUUAAAGAAAAGAGCGACAAACUGGACCACAAUGUUUCCAAAAUUGACAAGGUCUUUCACAGAGUUGUCAAACGGCAGGAUUCUAUUUCAGAUGACUAUCUGAAAUUUAGUGCAAAUUUACAGGACUUGCAAGAAUUAGUGUCCAACAGUACAGCUGAAGAUGAAAAUCUCAGGUCUAAGGUUAAACUUUUCAAUGAUGGAGUAUCACAACUUUCAUAUGGGCUUAAAGAUUUGAGUAAGUUCCUGGAGUAUGAGUACAUCGUUGAUCUCAAAGAUUUGGAACACUACAUUGAUAUGGUUAACCAGACCGUCAAGAUGAAGGACCAGAAACAAAUUGACUACGAAGAGCUUAGUAACUAUUUGACAAGAUCUAUCAAUGAAAAGAAUAACUUAAUUUCUGGCUACGGGGGUGGAAAUUUUUUCACCAGCAAGCUAGAGGAACUUGCAGGAAUCAACCAGGAAGCUGCCCGGCGUGAAAAGAUCUUGAAGCUGGAAACUAAAAUAACUUCGCUAACUGGUGAGGUAGAAAAUGCCAAGGAAGUUGCCGAUGCGUUCGAACGUGAGGUCCUAAAAGAGGUGGCCAUUUUCGAGGAGAUUAAAACUAAGGAACUCAAGACAUCGUUGACGUCACUCGCUGAUAAUCAAAUAGAAUUCUACAAAAAAAUGGUCGACGUUUGGACCAAGGUGGAAGAAGGUCUGUGA
Molecule: messenger RNA, 1272 nt
Organism: Lachancea dasiensis
Lineage: Eukaryota; Fungi; Ascomycota; Saccharomycetes; Saccharomycetales; Saccharomycetaceae
Source: the annotation of a GenBank genome assembly